Molecule: messenger RNA, 534 nt
Organism: Liolophura sinensis
Lineage: Eukaryota; Metazoa; Mollusca; Polyplacophora; Chitonida; Chitonidae
Product: small ribosomal subunit protein uS11
Exons: 5
Coding region: 31-483 (150 amino acids)
Biological process (GO): translation
Cellular component (GO): ribosome
Molecular function (GO): structural constituent of ribosome
Source: RefSeq, a predicted model, not a curated record
AUUUUCGCCUUCGUUAACGUGUGGUGAAAGAUGGCUCCACGUAAAGGAAAGGUCCAGCAACAGGAACAGGUCUCCCUGGGCCCUCAGGUUGUGGAAGGUGAAAAUGUGUUUGGUGUGGCUCACAUCUUCGCAAGCUUCAAUGACACAUUUGUACAUGUUACAGAUCUUUCUGGAAAGGAGACCAUUGCCCGUGUGACUGGAGGGAUGAAGGUGAAGGCAGACAGGGAUGAGGCAUCUCCAUAUGCUGCUAUGUUGGCCGCACAGGAUGUAGCCGAGCGUUGUAAACAGCUGGGUAUUACUGCCCUGCAUAUCAAGCUGCGGGCUACUGGUGGAAACAGGACAAAAACACCUGGCCCAGGAGCUCAGUCAGCUCUCAGAGCCUUGGCCCGUUCUGGAAUGAAGAUUGGUCGAAUUGAGGAUGUCACCCCCAUUCCCUCAGACAGCACACGCAGAAAGGGUGGAAGACGUGGUCGUCGUCUGUAAACUCUGUAUACAUUUUCAGAAGGAAGUAAAAAAAAAAAAACUGACAUGCAA